AUGGCCGAAGCUCUAAGAGAAGCCGCGAGCGGCGGCGGCGGCCUCAGGACACCGUCGGAAAGUGCCAGCGAGGAGGACUAUGAUGAGACUAAACACCAGACUCCACCCGUGUCUGUCAUGGUGCGUCGCCGUGGUCAACGAGACUCUUAUGACAGCUCGGCCACGGGCACUCCCGACAUCGUGACAUUGGACACACAAACUUCGAGCCUAGGGGGCGCCUCAAGCUCGGAAGACCUGAGGAGAAUGUCUGCCGCUGGCGAGAAAAGAGGCAAGACGUACGUCGUGGCCUCGGACGACACGGAGCUCAGGGAAAUCCUGAGAAAGAGCUUGGAAAGGGAGAAGGAGAAGACGCAGCCCUCUCGCCGAGAGAAGCUGAGGGACAUGGUGUUCACGCGCCAGUUCUCGGCUUUCGACCGCCAGAACCAGGCGGCCGCCAACAGCCCCUUUCAGGGCUUCUACGUGCUCUUCUGGAUCUCGGUCGCGCUGCUCAUUGUCAAGAUGGGAGCGGACAAUUGGAGGAAGACUGGCAGCCCGCUUGGGACCAACGAGAUUAUGAAGUACAUGUUCAGGAGAGAUGUCGUCGUUCUUUUACUAUCCGAUGGUGUCAUGUGUGGGUUGACGGGUUUUGGAUUGGUACUCCAGAACCUGAUUCUCAGAGGAUGGUUGGACUGGAACCGCACAGGCUGGAUCCUCCAGAAUGUCUGGCAGACACUGUUCAUUGGCGGCGUCAUCGGCUUGACCCUUCUGAGGGAUUGGCCGUGGACCCAUACCGUCUUUUUCGUGAUGCACGGGCUGGUAAUGCUGAUGAAGCAGCACUCAUACGCCUUCUAUAACGGACAUCUGUCUUCGGUGUACAAGAAGAGGCGGCAGUUGGAAAAGAAAUUGAAGCUCUUGGAGCAUAUCUCGCCAGUCAACUCUCCGUCGCAAACCAACUUGCCCACUUCUGCCCUUUCAACGUCGCAUCUCUCGCACCGGCCCUCGGCUUCCGAGUACAGAGAGCGCCGUAUGUCCAUGUCGAAGGGCAACCUUGCAGACGACAUCGAGAGGAUCACGCGGGCUAUCGAUUCCGACGAGUCCCUGGACGCGGACCAGGUCCACCUCUUCGAGCGUAUGAUAAAAUGGGAGAUUGACGCACUGACCGAUGAGCUCAAGGGCAAAGCUCAGGACCUCAAGCGCUCCUAUCCCAAUAACCUGACGUUCACAAACCAGUACGAGUUCAUCGGGCUUCCCACGCUCGUGUAUGAGCUGGAAUAUCCCCGCUCGGACAGCAUCAACUGGGCCUACGUGGCAGAGAAGCUUUCGGCGUUGUUUGGGGUUAUAUUCGUCAUGAUCAUGGUCUCUCAGGCGUACAUUUACCCCGUCGUCAUCCGAACGAUUAUGAUGAAGGAGGAGGGAUGGACCUUAGCGGAGAGAUUCCGCGAGUUCCCCUGGAUGCUGAGCGACCUCGUCUUCCCAUUCAUGAUGGAGUAUAUGAUGGCGUGGUAUUUGAUCUGGGAGACGGUCCUGAACACCAUCGCAGAACUCACGUACUUUGCGGAUAGGAGCUUCUAUGACGCUUGGUGGAACAGCGUUUCAUGGGAUCAAUUCGCCCGCGAUUGGAACCGGCCAGUGCACAACUUCUUGCUCCGCCAUGUCUACCACUCAUCGAUCUCGUCCAUGCGGGUCAACAAGCACACGGCGACGCUCAUCACCUUCUUUCUGUCGGCUUGUGUGCACGAGCUGGUCAUGUGGUGCAUCUUCAAGAAACUCAGGGGCUAUCUGCUGAUGUUGCAAAUGUGUCAACUACCCUUGGUACAGCUCAGCCGGACCAAGUAUAUGAGGAAUCAGAAGACGCUGGGCAACAUGAUUUUCUGGAUAGGCAUCUUCACAGGCCCGAGUCUGCUAUGUAGCCUGUACCUGAUUCUCUAA
This is a messenger RNA of Neoarthrinium moseri, 1908 nucleotides long. RefSeq lists its product as uncharacterized. The transcript is spliced from 6 exons. Gene Ontology annotation, biological process: ergosterol metabolic process. Bases 1 to 1908 code for a protein of 635 amino acids. Gene Ontology annotation, molecular function: ergosterol O-acyltransferase activity. Lineage: Eukaryota; Fungi; Ascomycota; Sordariomycetes; Amphisphaeriales; Apiosporaceae. Gene Ontology annotation, cellular component: endoplasmic reticulum membrane. The record is from RefSeq and is a predicted model, not a curated record.